Messenger RNA from Juglans microcarpa x Juglans regia, 705 nucleotides. Its product is annotated as cytochrome b5. NCBI's taxonomy places the organism in Eukaryota, Viridiplantae, Streptophyta, Magnoliopsida, Fagales, Juglandaceae. Gene Ontology annotation, molecular function: heme binding. The coding region runs from base 165 to 569 and encodes 134 amino acids. Gene Ontology annotation, cellular component: membrane; endoplasmic reticulum. The transcript has 3 exons. The record is from RefSeq and is a predicted model, not a curated record.
GGUCAAAUCUAAUAUUUAACUUCUACUACCCAGGUCUCUGUUUUUGCUCAGAAAUUCAAGCAGAGCUUUUGGGGAUCAGAUCAGAGAGGCACUACACAAGCGGUGCCCUGUUUCAAAGCCUUUGAAGAGAGAAAGAGUCGUGUAAUCUUUUCUCCUUGGAGCUAAUGGGUGGAGAACGCAAACUCUACACUCUAGUUGAGGUUUCCGAGCACAAUGACCCAAAGGACUGCUGGCUUGUUAUUGAAGGCAAGGUAUAUGAUGUGACAAAAUUCUUGGAUGAUCAUCCUGGUGGCGAAGAUGUUUUGUUGUCUGCAACAGGAAAGGACGCAACUGAUGAUUUUGAGGAUGUUGGCCACAGUAGCAGUGCAAGAGCAAUGAUGGAAGAGUUCUAUGUAGGAGACAUUGAUUCAUCAACCAUCCCCGCCGAGGUCAAGUACACUCCUCCCAAACAGCCUCAUUACAAUCAGGAUAAGACAGCAGAGUUCACUAUCAAAUUACUCCAGUUUUUGGUUCCCCUUCUAAUCUUGGGUUUGGCUGUCGGCAUUCGCUUCUAUGCCAAAUCCGCAUAAUUUUCGAUACCAUGACGGAAAAUUAGGACUUUUACAAUAAGCUCAAUGAGUGGUGGAUAACCACUUGUUAAUUAUUUUGUGUUUAAAACUGUUAACAUCGUUGGAAUGCAUGAUGGUAACUUCUUUCUUGCGAUUA